ACGUCCGCGCGCCACCGUCGAAUCAAUACCCUCUGCUUACCUACUGGCUGAUGCUGCCUGCACUGCUACUGCUAUAGCUCUCAUUAUUGUUGUAUACAGAGCAGAACUGGCCGUACUGCCUGCGGUGCAGUGCACAGUGUGGCUCGUGCAUCGUAUACGUACGAUACAACAGACAGUGCCGACUGCACAUUUCGACACAGUGUAUUUUUCGAUUUUUCAAUCUAUCGCAAGGACAUAAGCAGCGCGCAACCGACGAUAUCAUCGCACCCUCUUUCAGUCGCGACGUUUCAUAGAUACACAAACUCGCGAGUGAAUCGUGCGCGACGCGCUUCUACCCCUCUUCACGGCGAGUCAGUGAUGAGUGCGUAUGACAGUUCUGCCUGCGAGCUGUAGUUAUCUGCUGCUUCAUCGAUAUAAGUGUGUAUAAACGACGAUGAGUCUAGCUGAUUCUGCGAUGGCGAGUAAGAUGCAGCAGUUGUAAGCAGGGUGACGGCCAGCGCAUAUACACGGGGUGACAGCUAUCGUCCGAGCUACUAUCACGCAGGAAUGUAGCUACAAUAGACGUUUAAGUUCAAGUUGGUGUGACUAGUCUUUAAUAAUACUAAACUCGGCGGUAUAAGUAGUGCGCGUGCAGCCGUCGACGAGCCUCUCAAGAUCGCGGGGGUUGUGCAGUAACUCGACGAUGUCGUUGUAGUGCCUCGGGCCGAUAAUCAUCGCGAAAGACUGCGCACACCUCGAGCCAUGGCCAGCAGCAAGAACGGAGGAACAGAGAGCAGGAUACCUGUGGCCGCGCGCCAUCAGCAGCGUCCGUCUCUACUGCCAAAGUUACGCUCGAGCCAGGGCGGAGUCGGCCCAGCAGCCAACAACCGGCCGCGCUCUCAGCUAAUUGUACCGACGAGCCACGACAGGCAGCACCUUCACCUCAAGCUCAACAGCUCCGAAUCGAAAUCGUCCAAGCCACCGAGUAGACUCAUUACGCCCGAAAGCGACAAAGAGCAUCAUCUGCUGGGAAAUCAUACAGACUACUCGCUAAUAUGGCACGUAAGCGAUAACAGAGACGCUGAAAAUAUUCUGCGCAUGAAUGACGAUAAUCACGCCGGAUUGCUUUGUUCUCAAGAGGACUUGUCGUCGUCAUCCGGCGGAUAUGCCGGCAAAAAGUCACGCGAGGACAUCAUCGACGAUCUCGUCGUCGGUAGCGGCACGGGCGAUGCCACGGCCAAUUUGGCAUCGCCUACCUCUCAGCCGCAGCAAACGCCAGCUUGCUUCAUGCUGACCAAGCAGAAUUCGUUCGAACACGACGAGAGCAGUUUGGGCAUACUCACGCCCGAUCAGAUGACCGACUUUACCGUCGCGCUUGACUCUUCGAGAACACCAUCCUGCGAAAAUCUCAACGCUCAAAGUAAAUUUCACCAGAGUCAUAAGAGUAGCGCUAUCGUCGCCGCUGCCGCUCGACACCUCGACAUAGCUUUACGAAGCUCAACCUCGGAAACAGCACAGCAACGACUACGUACCAGUGACCGCAGCCCUUCGGUCGAAGACCUACCUCUAGACCCAAAACCUGUCCUCGUGAUCGAGGAAGACGUCCAACUGCUCGAAUCUACACUGCGAAGCGCGGAAGCCUUGGCAGCCGCGUCGCAGCACCUACGAGCGUUGGAUCUGCUCUCGGACUUGUCCUCGAAAACCUUGACGACCUGUACCCUGACCGACUCGGCCGAGACUAGCGAGCACACGACGAGCGGCGCCUGCGGAGAGGAAACGACGACGCGCUGUAGCGCCGCCAGCAGUGCUACAGGGGCCAGCAACAACAGCAGCAGUGGAAGUGCGGGCGUCGGUGGCUGUAUCAUACCCGUCGGCCAGACGCUGCCGACGAGCUUCGUCACCUCGGUCACGAGCAUCACGAGCCUCGAGGCCGGCUACCAAGGGGAUGGCGAGAAUUCCCGACCGGCCAGUCGUGGUCCCGAAGUCGUUGCGUGCUGCGUCGCGCCGGUCGCCAGUCUCGCUGUUGCUGCGUCGCUUCCGCCUGCAGUGAACAGGCAAGAUCCAAUGACGGAUUCGGACUUUUUUACGGAAAGUGACGCCGACGCCCACGACGGCGACAUUGUACGCGGAGACCGCCGUGCCCAAGUGAUCGACGGACGCCUGUUCUGCGCUCCGAACGCGACGUCGUCCAUAAUGGCCACAUCGAACGAGCAUGUUCGCUGCCUCGAGCCUGCCGAAGAGAUGGAAUCUUCUGGCGUAUACUCGGACCUCGAAAAGAGGGAUGUACGCGACGUCGAGCAGGAGGCCGAGCACACGACCACCGACACCGGCGACACGGAAGUUUCUGUCAAGAGUCAGCCUUCGCCAAUGGACUGCAAUCCUGCUCCAGCUCUAGUCACCAAUAUUUUCUUGUCGCCAUCAGGAAUUCCACUGAAUAAGAAUAUCAACGAAUCGAAUUCGACUGCAUCCUCCGCUGAAGUGACUGUGAUUAAGUGCCAAAAGAAUGAACAAAACACUGCGAUGAAAAGUAAAUCAACCAGCUCGAGUAACAAAGAAAAUUCGGCGCCUGUUAUGAAGAAGUUUAAAAUGCCAAAGAGAAAUGUAAAUUCUAAAGUUAAAACGAUGAUCGAAUCGAACCAAAACAAUGUAGUCAGCGAAACCUCAGCACCGGCGUUGGCACGUCGGGUAGCGAGGAAGAAUGGACGAUGGGAUGCUGUGAUGGACAAGAUCGAUGCAAGCAAACAACGCGGUAGAUCCUUAAAAAAGGAAGUCAAAUCGCGAGUGCUGCAAGGACUUGGGACAUCUGCGGGUAGUAGUUCUACAGCAUCAACAUCAUCGUCCGUAAGACGAACUGUCGUUGAUCUAAAUUACACUGGCAGUAAUAAUAAAGAUAAAAGGCGAGUCCGAAACCGUCCAGAGACCAAUCUACCGAAUCAAAAUACGGGACGCAGUGGCUCGGUACAAAGUUCAGCGAGUGACCUCAGCAGUGUCAAUAGCAAAGAAGCUUUGAUAGAAAGGCCGAGAAAAAAUUAUUCAGAACUACAUCAAAAACAAACGAACAACAAAUUAAUAAAGAACAACUCUAGUACGAACUGCACUACAAACAGCAUCAAAACACAAAAUGGCUCAGCUACAAUUGAGCUCCCGAGAGAAACAGCUACCGUUCAAUCUCAGCAGCAGCAGCCUUUGCCGAAAACGACUGCAACUACAACGUCGAGCAAAAACGAACUGCCUAACUUUGCGACAGAAUACGAGCGCCACACGCGCGUCAGAGACGCUUUCCUGUCGCGCUUGCAAAACAACAACAACAACAACACCAGCAGUAGCAACAACAAUAACAACAACAACAAUAAAAUCAGCAGCCAGCUGCAUCAAAGAUUCGGCAAUAACAACAAGAACAACCAGCAUCACAAUCAUCAGCAGCAGUUGAGAAAUCAAAUCAACGGAAACGCGCUCGCUCGGUCGCAUCAGCGGGCGGUCGCGGCGGUGGCAGUGGCAAAGGCCGAGACGAAAAACCAGGAGAUCCAAACCGACGAGCCAAGCAACGAGGCGAUCGCUGCUGCCAGAAGCAAAGAUGAGCAGCAGUCGAAAGAGAACAGCGUUGCCGCGCAGGCCCUUGCCGUUACCGUCCAGUACCUCGCGCAUCAGUUUGACAAGGCGAAAAUCGACGAAUGUAUAUCGACAGAAAGAUUGGUCGAGUUGCGCACGCUUUACUUUUCGGAGCGUCGAAAACUCGAGGAAGCGCUAACUCAAAAUGAAGAAUCAUUGAGGCACGAGCGCGAACAGUUUCGAUGCGCCCUUGCUCUUUUGCGCGAGGAACUGGAACGCGAACAAAAUAAGCGUUCGUUUUUGGAGAAUUCGGUAUGCGAGGAACGUCAACGAGCCGAAGAUUUGCAAAAUUCCCUUCAAAAAAAUGAGCAACAACAACGCGAAGCUCUUGAGCGAAUUGAGCACGAGUAUAAAAAGGAGCUGGAAAAAGCUCUCGAAGCUCAGCAGGUGGCCUCAGUCCCUCGAAGUCGAAACCAGCUCGUCGCGGAAGUUGAGUCGCUGCAAACAGUAGUGGACAUUCGCAGCCAAGAAAACGCCCAGCUCAGGCUGGAAGUUGAUCGGCUUAGAAGAGAACUCGACGAAAGAGAAAAGCUGCAGAUGCGCUACGAGCAGAUGGAGGCCAGGUGCGAGGACCUAAAAGCUCAACUGCAGAGCAAAGAGACGAAUGAGAGGCAGCUGAUGCACGAGAACGAAGUCCUUCAAGCCUCGUCGUAUGAGCUGAAAAAGCAAGCCAGGCGUCUCACGCAAAAGAACGAGGAGCUGCUUUACAAAUUGCGCACCAGAAAUGAUAAUGGAACUGCUGGGUCAGCAAAUCCAGUAUCACCCAGCAGCCAAGCACAAUCCAAAUCUCUCAAUGCGGACCGCACGUGCGAAAAGCAGUCCGACCUACCCGACCAAAACUGCACUUCGAAGUCAGACCUGCAAUCUAGUUCGGUUAAGUAUUUCAUUGAAAAAAGCGACUCGGUUUCUUGGACUUAUGAUAUAAGUGAGGAAUCGUUUUACAUGACAUGUAACAAAUCAACGUCCAGUCUUCCAAGUCGACAGAUAAAUGGCACGCUAGUCUCCCGAAAAAAUCCCCCGAAUCUUUCAUCGCAGAAGAGAAGAAAGAAUAAUAAUGCUACUGAACCUGCGCAAACGGAUAACGUAUCAAAUACCGAAUCGUCGACAGCGCCCAAAAACAAGCUUGCUAAAGUACCAGACGUUGAAUUCGACUGGAACCCUGCUUGCAAUUCUACGCCACUGCGUGGUAAUCGACCGCCUCUUUCAAGCGACGAACAAGCUUGGUCGCUGCCAUCAAACAUCAUUGCCGAAAGCAGCAAGGUAACGACAAAAAGCAACAACCGCAAUGCCGCUGUUACUGCCACUUGUGCACCUGUUAUUCCUAGGAACAAAAAAAUGAGUGUUUCUAAAAUUGAUCGAAAGUGUGUGGAUAUAUCGACCACCGAUGAAGAUGAGGACGAAAAUGACUACGUAGAGGAGGAAGAAGAAAGUGGCCAGCGGCCUCAAGAAGCCGGUGGUGAAGCUAUGAUAUCAGAAGAUGCAUCAGCUCCUUCGUCUAGUAGUGAGGAUGAAUCUUCAGCAAGCAGUAGCGACAUUCCUUGACUGGCAAAUCACCAGAAAAUCACUAGUACGCACAUUGGUCGAUGGCUUAGUGCCAAGCUGAACGACAGAUUUCGUGCUGGCUACAAGUAUUAUUAUUGAAAAAAAAUUACGCGCAAGAACUUGUAUGUAUGCUAUUGUAUGUAUGUUUGUGAAAUGAGAUGUUUUUAGUUUUUUUCACGCCGUAUCUCAAUAACAAUUAUGACGAUUUUUGUAAAUCUCUGCAUCUAAUCAUUGAAACAAAAACAUUACUCGCUCAUUUGUAUUCUUUGAUUAGAUAUGUCCUGAUUUUUUAAGGAUCGAUUUGUUAUAGUUAAUAUUUUGCUAAUCUCAGACAUGAUUGGAACUAUAUAUUUUCAAACUACUGAUCAGCUACAGUCUACGAAAUUGUACUGUUCGAAAAGUUUUAGUUCCUACGUCGUGUCGAAUGAAAAAUAUAAAAACUAAUCUCAGUUGAUCUAAAAACGAAAAAUUUAUUUUCGAAUUCUUUGAAUGAUUGUUUCAGGAGAAUAACUGCAGCGUUAUUAUAUGAAUAGCUGGGAAGGUUGAAUGUAGUUUAGGAAGAUAGUUAAUUAUCUCAGUUAUUUUUUGUUUUUGCUAAAUAAUAUAUGCAUUUUCUGUAAAUAUAUAUCACAUAAUGUUAAACUAAGUAAGUUAUAUGUGAAGAAGUUUAGAACUUAUUCUGAUAGAUUAUAAUUAGAUUCUAUACAAUAUUUCUUUUUGUACAAAUUACAUAAGUUUAUAAAAAUACUAAGUAUGUUAAUGGAGUAAUCUUAUUAUAAAACAAAUUUUAAUUAACCAAGUUGUUUUUGUAUGAGUUCAGUUGUUGGUGCUUUAUUUUUUUAUUACAAAAUGAUUUUCAAAAAGUUUUAUCAAUGCAAAAGUACACCCAUGUUGAGAUGAUCAUUUGCUGAUAGUUGAUUAAUUUUGAAUGUUAUAGUUUUAAUAAUCAUGAGUCUGUAAGUUAAAAGAGGAAUAAGUUUUAUUCGAGAAAUUGGAUGAAGAAUGAAUAUGUAGUAUAUAUUAAAAUACGAAAAACCGUUUUUAUAAAUAAAAUGAACAGGUAUUGUAUGUAAAUUAAGUAUGCUUUUGUUUGAAACAAGUGUGGAAGCAGCAAUAGCCUAGAAAACGAACUACCAUCAGAAUCUCAUGCGCUGUUUUUAAUCGUCUAUUAUUUUACUUAAUGUAAAAAAUUAUUUAAUGUCAGACAUCAUCUUAUAAAUACGACGAGAAACAGUACAGAGAUUUUGUUUACUUAAAAAUAUUGAGCCACUAGUGUAAAGAAAAUACGCUUAGAAUAAACAUUUGUUGAAAAAAUGUAAUUCAUCUACUGCUAAUUGUAAUCAGUAAAUGUGAGUUGAUAAAAAAAAUUAAUAAUAAUAGCUGAAAUGCAAAUCUUUGGCAAAAUAAAUGUGUUAUAUAUAUUA
Trichogramma pretiosum is the source of this 6554-nucleotide messenger RNA. RefSeq lists its product as uncharacterized. The record is from RefSeq and is a predicted model, not a curated record. NCBI's taxonomy places the organism in Eukaryota, Metazoa, Arthropoda, Insecta, Hymenoptera, Trichogrammatidae. Gene Ontology annotation, cellular component: cytoplasm; nucleus. Gene Ontology annotation, molecular function: microtubule binding. The transcript is spliced from 18 exons. The coding region runs from base 742 to 5130 and encodes 1462 amino acids.